This is a messenger RNA of Capsella rubella, 1140 nucleotides long. RefSeq names its product transcription initiation factor IIF subunit beta. Gene Ontology annotation, biological process: transcription by RNA polymerase II; transcription initiation at RNA polymerase II promoter. The transcript is spliced from 5 exons. Lineage: Eukaryota; Viridiplantae; Streptophyta; Magnoliopsida; Brassicales; Brassicaceae. Gene Ontology annotation, cellular component: transcription factor TFIIF complex. The coding region runs from base 102 to 914 and encodes 270 amino acids. The record is from RefSeq and is a predicted model, not a curated record.
ACGACCAAUAUUAAACACAAAUCCGAAACAGAGUUAAGAUCAGAGCUCAGAAGAAACCGCGAGAAGAGGAUUGAAUUGGAGAAGAGAGUUGGAGUAACGAUAUGGAAGACGACCGAAGUAACCCUCAUGAACUCGAUUUGGAGAAAUCCGAUCGCCUGAUUUGGUUGAUGAAGUGCCCUGUAGUCGUCAACAAGGCGUGGGGGAAGCUAGCUCCUUCGACUUCUUCUUAUUCUUCUUCUGUUUAUUCUGCUUCUCCAGAAUCUAAUGACUUAGCGAAGGUUGUUCUUGGCAUUGAUCUUCUAGAAGAUAAUUCUUCUUCGCCUGAGUUCACUAUGGAGAUGAAUGGUGCUGAGUUUGGGAACAUGCCAAAGAGCUACGCUUUGAACAUGUUCAAAGACUUUGUUCCCAUGAAUGCCUUUUCGGAUGUCAAUCAAGUUUAUCCAGCUGUUGAAGGAAUGGUAGAUCACAAAUUCGAUAUGAAGCCAUAUGGCGAAGACAUUGAAGAAUAUGCAAGGCUUUGUCGGGAGAGAACGAGCAAAGCCAUGGUUAAAAAUCGACAGAUACAGGUUAUCGAUAAUGACCGCGGAGUACAUAUGAGGCCCAUGCCUGGAAUGCUUGGUUUAGUUUCAUCCAAUUCAAAGGAAAAGAAAAAACCUGCCCCAGUCAAGCAAACCGAGGUGAAGAGGACGAGAAGAGAUCGUGGUGAGCUUGAAGCUAUAAUGUUCAAGCUAUUUGAAGGCCAACCUAACUGGACGCUGAAACAGCUUGUACAAGAGACGGACCAACCAGCGCAGUUUCUGAAAGAAAUAUUGAACGAGCUGUGCGUGUACAAUAAGAGAGGAUCGAACCAAGGGACAUAUGAGCUCAAACCUGAGUACAAGAAAAGUGCUGAAGAUGACACAGGGGGGCAGUAAAAUCAAUCCUAUAUAUAUGUGCCUUAGUCGUAACAUUGUUAUAAACCCGGAGUCAUAUUGAUGGAGGUAAAAAAGAUUUUAGCAGAGAGGAAAAAAGAAGGUUCUCAAUUUGUCAAUCGUUUGUUUUUGUAUUAUAAAUUCAAAGAGACAAAUAUAAAAAGUAAGUGUUUUGUUAAUGACAUAUAACAAAAUUACAAAAUCAUGUGGCGGUUUGGUUGGAUGUAAA